Messenger RNA from Gavialis gangeticus (Gharial), 1420 nucleotides. RefSeq names its product distal-less homeobox 1 (gene DLX1). Gene Ontology annotation, molecular function: RNA polymerase II cis-regulatory region sequence-specific DNA binding; DNA-binding transcription factor activity, RNA polymerase II-specific. The record is from RefSeq and is a predicted model, not a curated record. Bases 317 to 1084 code for a protein of 255 amino acids. The transcript has 3 exons. Gene Ontology annotation, biological process: cell differentiation; negative regulation of transcription by RNA polymerase II; embryo development. Lineage: Eukaryota; Metazoa; Chordata; Crocodylia; Gavialidae.
CCGCGCUCACUGGGGUCCAGGCGAGCCCCGAACGCCUUUGGCCAAUCCAAAGCGAUUAUGCAAGACGGCGGACCAAUCAGCUCCGCCAGCUCAUGAAUAUUCAUAGGCUUGGCUGAGUCAAAGCUUUUAGGCGAGUUUGUGUAGAUCUACAGCAUCAUGCUUAGACUUUUCAAAGAGACAAACUCCAUUUUCUUAUGAAUGGAAAGUGAAAAGCCCUGUUCCGCUUAAAUUGGGUUCUUUCCUGUCCUGAGAAACACAACAGACCCCAAAAAGGCAAGCUGAAGAGCGAGCACACACACAGACCAAGCGACAAGAAAUGACCAUGACUACCAUGCCAGAGAGUCUUAAUAGCCCCGUCUCGGGGAAGGCUGUCUUUAUGGAGUUUGGGCCACCCAGCCAGCAAAUGUCUCCUUCUCCCAUGUCCCACGGACACUAUUCCAUGCACUGUUUACACUCAGCGGGCCACUCUCAGCCUGACAGCUCGUACAGCACAGCUUCGUCCUUCUCCAGACCGCUGGGCUACCCCUAUGUCAACUCGGUCAGCAGCCACUCGUCUAACCCCUACAUCAGUUCAGUGCAAUCCUACCCCAACAGCUCCAGCCUGACUCAGACCCGGUUAGAGGAGACAGGGGCCGAAGCGGAGAAAAGCACCGUGGUGGAAGGAGGGGAAGUUCGCUUUAACGGGAAAGGGAAAAAAAUCCGCAAGCCCAGGACUAUUUACUCCAGCCUGCAGUUGCAGGCUCUCAACAGGAGGUUCCAGCAGACUCAGUACCUGGCUCUGCCCGAGCGAGCCGAGCUCGCCGCCUCGCUGGGACUCACCCAGACACAGGUGAAGAUCUGGUUCCAGAACAAGCGCUCCAAAUUCAAGAAGCUGAUGAAGCAGGGAGGGGCGGCCUUGGAGAGCAGCGCCCUGGCCAACGGCAGGGCUCUGUCGGCCAGCUCGCCCCCGGUGCCCCCGGUGUGGAACACCAGCUCGGCCUCGGGUAAGGCCUCCACGGGCACCCCGGGCACCUACAUCCCCAGCUACACGUCCUGGUACCCGUCCGCCCACCAAGAAGCCAUGCAGCAACCUCAGCUGAUGUGAGCACCGCCGGGUUCCCCAGCGCACGCACAACUGUUGGUCCAGGAACAAAAAACAAAACCCAUUCACAAACAAAGGAAAGAAAGACAAAGGCAAAGCGAGAGAGGGGGGACAGGGAAACAAACACACCCGAGCUCUCUUCCCAGAGAGCCAUUGACUCGCUGUACUCGAGCGCGGGGCAGACAAGCACAGAUGCGAUGCGGGGCUGGUUCCCAACUGCUGACAGCUGACAGAGCAGCCGCCGGGCUCCAUUAGAUCAGCCGGAGAACAGCCCGGGAGCAGAGCGGAUCCCCGACCUCGGCUUUGUGGGACAAUCACAACAAACAUGUUUGUAGGGAA